Molecule: messenger RNA, 1665 nt
Organism: Debaryomyces fabryi
Lineage: Eukaryota; Fungi; Ascomycota; Pichiomycetes; Serinales; Debaryomycetaceae
Gene: STP2
Product: Stp2p
Exons: 1
Coding region: 1-1665 (554 amino acids)
Biological process (GO): regulation of transcription by RNA polymerase II
Cellular component (GO): nucleus
Molecular function (GO): RNA polymerase II cis-regulatory region sequence-specific DNA binding; DNA-binding transcription factor activity, RNA polymerase II-specific
Source: RefSeq, a predicted model, not a curated record
AUGAAUACUGAGAAGCGUACCAUGGGAUAUACCAAGGAUGCAUACCCAGUGUACUCCAAGUUAAAAUUGGCGAUGUUGCAGGUACUUCAGGAUGUGGCAAUCAUUUCCCAUUUUUUCCAAGCGAUCGUUAAAUUUUUGUUUGAAUGUAUUGUACCGUUCCCAAAGCAAUUGCAAAUGGGAAGCAGCCUUGAAGAGGCUACACAUAUCAAGACGGAAGACGAAGAGAGCAUCAAGGGUGAAUGCGAAGGAUUAUUUCCAUCAAUAACUAAGACCAGCCUCAGUGGCAAUGUUGACGAAAAGUCAAGGCCUGAAAAUCCGCAGCCAUGUUCGACAGGGUUAACUACUCGUUUUUUACCAUUCAAGAAUGAAAAUGGAGAAAUAGAAUGGACUUUUACAGAUGAAAUCGUUCCGGGAACUGAGUUGGAUUGCUUCAAAAUGACACCUACAGUUGGUAACUCUUUAGAAAAUAUUAAUCCACUAGUGAAACACGAGGAUGAACAAGAACACGUACGUCACAUCAAGCACGAAAAUAAUUUAUCACCAACAUCCUCGAACUCAUCAAAUAAUGAUUCUAUUUUAUCUAAUGAGAAAAAUAAGAAGAAGGAUAAGGAGGAAACUCCAAUGACUUCAAACUCUAGCCCUUUCUCAUCUUCAGAUCAUGAUGAAUAUAAGUCAAAAUCUGAUGAAGAUGGUGAAAACAAAACCUACCACUGUCCUCAUUGCGAUGCAGUAUUUAAGAUAAGAGGUUACUUAACUAGACACGUAAAAAAGCAUGCAAUAAAUAAGGCUUAUUCGUGUCCAUUUCAUAAAUUCAGCAUAUACAUGGAUGAAAAUAACAUUACACAUAAAUGUCAUCCAACUGGUGGAUUCUCAAGAAGAGACACAUACAAAACACACUUAAAGUCAAGACAUUUUAAAUACCCAAAUGGCGUGAAAACGAAGGAUAGAGCCAGUAGUUCGGGUAAUUGUUCAAUGUGUGGUGAAUACUUUCAGAAUAGUGAAAUUUGGUGUGAGAUACAUAUCGAAGGUGCGGAAUGUAAAUUUUUACCUGUUGGCUUCAAGGGUAAGUCCAUUAUUAAGAAUAGAUUGAAGAAGCAAUUGUCUAAGCAAAGGUCAAAAAAUUUGGAGGACAUUGAAUCUAGUAAAUCAUUUCAAACACCUACUUCAAACCCUCCACAAACACCUGCACCAAUGGAAAGCAAUUUAACGUCUUAUGAAUACAACAACUCUGACUCGCCUAGCCUCUCUACGAGUUCGGGGAAUCCUACUAGCACGAAUACGGCCACCAGUGAUGUAUCUCCGGGUACAAAUGUCCAUAAUGAUGGUAACACGCCAAUUUAUUACAACCAAUUAUUUCAACUUCCUACUUCACACUCACAACAACAACAACAUGAACAUGAAGGUCAACAAGAGCAUCAGGAUGAAUAUCAACAGCAGCAACAUUCAGGACAAUUAAACCAGCCACAAGAAUAUAUUAUGUUUGAUCAAUUCAGACCUCAUAAGAACGAUUUUCAAGAUUCGCAAUUAAUGCAUGAAGACUAUGACGAUGAGUUUUGCUUGGAUGUUGAUCAAUUGAAUAAAUCUGUUUUCAACAACUACAAUGAAAUUUUGAGCUAUCUUCCUCACAAUAAUAGCCAUCAUUAUCAGCAACAUGUACAUUAUUAA